Molecule: messenger RNA, 612 nt
Organism: Cryptomeria japonica (Japanese cedar)
Lineage: Eukaryota; Viridiplantae; Streptophyta; Pinopsida; Cupressales; Cupressaceae
Product: aquaporin NIP1-4-like
Exons: 5
Coding region: 1-612 (203 amino acids)
Biological process (GO): transmembrane transport
Cellular component (GO): membrane
Molecular function (GO): channel activity
Source: RefSeq, a predicted model, not a curated record
AUGGAAGAUCUUAAGGCUACUAAAACUAACAGUAUUGUUCUAGAGGUUAAAGGAAUCAUCAUGGAAGAAAGGGAUAAGGUCUUAACUCAUCUUGGGAUUGCUCCUGUGUUUGGACUGGUUAUAAUGGCACUAGUCUACACAGUGGGACAUAUCUCUGAUGCUCACAUAAAUCCUACAAUAAGUCUUGCCUUAUCAUCUGUGGGAAAACUUUAUCUUCAGGAGAUUGUGGGUGCCACAGCAGCUGCACCUGCACUCAAUUUAAUUAUUACAAAUGUCUCCAUUAGUGUUGCUGUCAAUGUUCCUGUGGGAAAUCCUUGGGCAUCACUGGUGGUGGAAAUCAUUAUCACCUUCAUAUUCUCCAUUGUUAUAUUUGCAACAGUCACAGACCCUAAAGCACCGGGUGAAAUGGUACGGAUUGUUGUGGGUGGUGUAGCUGCUUGUAAUGCUUUAUUUGCAGGGCCACUCUCGGGAUGUUCCAUGAACCCAGCAAGAUCCUUGGGGCCUGCACUGAUAGCACUCAAAUUUGAUGGUCUUUGGGUGUAUAUUCUUGGACCUGUUUUUGGUGCCCUUUGUGGAGCUUGGUUCUAUAAGGGUAUUUCUAUACAAGAAUAG